This is a messenger RNA of Ananas comosus (pineapple), 1581 nucleotides long. Its product is annotated as probable galacturonosyltransferase-like 4. Gene Ontology annotation, molecular function: glycosyltransferase activity. NCBI's taxonomy places the organism in Eukaryota, Viridiplantae, Streptophyta, Magnoliopsida, Poales, Bromeliaceae. Gene Ontology annotation, cellular component: Golgi apparatus. The coding region runs from base 390 to 1466 and encodes 358 amino acids. The record is from RefSeq and is a predicted model, not a curated record. The transcript is spliced from 2 exons.
AAAAAAAAAAAAAAAAAAAAAAACCCUCCUGUCAACGCGCUUCCCCAACUCAUAACAAUAAUAAUAAAGAAAUUAAUUUCUUCUGAGCACCAAUUCCUUGCAUGCAUGACAUGCAUGUUCUAGCAAUAGCAAUAUUAUUAAAACAACAUAUACAUGCAAAUUAGAAUAUUUUUAUCAACUUUAGUUUCAAUUUUUCCCCGGCAUUCUCUCUCUCCCUCACAAUCCCACCCACCUCUCCCAAACUUAACCCAUUCCCUUCAAUUAAUUCCCCUCUCUCUCUCUCUCUCUAUCCUUCCCCUCCUAAACCUCUCUGCAAUGGCUCCUCCCCGUUUAAUAAAUUAAUUAAUGAGGAUUCUUAUUUUAUCAUCUAUUAUUCACGUACAGAGAUCAUGUCGAUAGCACUCUUCGUCUUUCUUUCUAUAACAACAGUUUAUUAUGCGGUCGAUGGCGCGGCGGGCAUCCGCGUCGACGUCAUACGCCGUCCCUCGCCCACCUUCCCUGCCUUCCGCGAGGCGCCUGCAUUUCGCAACGGGGAGGAAUGCAGUUGGGAAUCGACGCAACAGUCGUCGUCGUCGCCGCCGCCGCCGCCGCCGCGCGUCGACAUCGCGAUGACGCUGGACGCGAACUACCUGCGGGGGACGAUGGCGGCGGUGCUGUCGAUCCUGCAGCACACGGCGUGCCCGGAGAGCGUGGGGUUCCACUUCCUGGCGGCGCGCGCGCCCGACCCCGACCUCGUGGCGGCGAUCCGCGCCGCCUUCCCCUACCUCUCGUUCCGCGUCUACCGCUUCGACCCCGCCCCCGUCCGCCGCCGCAUCUCCCCCUCCGUCCGCCACGCCCUCGACCAGCCCCUCAACUACGCCCGCAUCUACCUCCCCCACCUCCUCCCCCCCCACGUCGCCCGCGUCAUCUACCUCGACUCCGACGUCGUCGUCGUCGACGACAUCCGCCACCUCUGGCAGGUCGAUCUGGGCGAGCACGUGGUGGCGGCGCCGGAGUACUGCCACGCGAACUUCACCGCGUACUUCACGGGCGCCUUCUGGUCGGACCGGGCGCUGGCGGCGACGUUCCGCGGCCGGGGGCGGCGGCGGCCGUGCUACUUCAACACGGGCGUGAUGGUGAUGGACGUGGACAAGUGGCGGCGCGGCGGCUACACGCGGAUGGUGGAGGACUGGAUGAUGGUGCAGAAGCGCAAGCGCAUCUACCACCUGGGCUCGCUGCCGCCCUUCCUGCUCGUGCUGGCCGGCGACAUCAAGGCCGUCGACCACCGCUGGAACCAGCACGGCCUCGGCGGCGACAACAUCGAAGGCCGCUGCCGGAGCCUCCACCCGGGCCCCAUCAGCCUCCUGCACUGGAGCGGCAAGGGCAAGCCCUGGCUCCGCCUCGACUCGCGGAAGCCCUGCGCCGUCGAUCAUCUCUGGGCUCCCUACGACCUCUACCGAUCCGCCACGCCCACGCUCGAAGAGUGAAACCGCGAAUAUUAUACAUAAGAAUAUGCCAAAGUGUCUCAAUUUGAUAAUGUGGUGGCUAAAAACAUUAUUUUUAUAUUAUAUAAAAUUUCAAAAAAUUAAAAAGUACUUAGAU